AUGACCACCAACACAACCCUUUGCAAUGCAUCACUGCUCCCCCUACCCACCGUCCCCAACGCAACCAUCCUAUCCCUCACAUCCAACCUCGUACAAAACUACACUGCCUCCUCCCCACCCUUCACAAACCCCAACCAUGGGCCCAUAGCCCCAGUCCAAGUCUCAUUCUGCAACAUCACGAUCCACCACGCCCACACAUCCCACCCCACCGAAUCAAUCGAAACCCAAAUCUGGCUCCCAACCUCAUGGAACGGCCGAAUCCAAGCCGUCGGAGGCGGCGGCUACAUCGCCGGACUAUUCGACUACAUGUUCAUCGCCAUGGACGCCGCUCUCGCAGAAGGUUACGCAGCAUACAGCACAAACGCCGGCAUCUACAGCACCGACAUCAACGGCGGCGACGCCCACAAAUGGUUCCUCCCUCCCCCCUCCCCCCCCUCCUCAUCCGGACCAAACUACCACGCCCUCGAGGACUUCGCGUACCGCAGCCUCGGCGACAUGACGACCCUGGGCGCGCAAAUAGUCCGCAGCUACUAUGGCCGCAACGCAGCGUACGCCUACUUCAGCGGGUGCAGCAACGGCGGCAGACAGGCGAUCCAGCUCGCGACGCGGUGGCCGGACGCAUACGACGGGAUCGCCGCGUGUGCGCCUGGUCUCUUCUGGGACGAGCAGGUUGAGUAUCUCUGGGGUCACGCGCUCAUGGUUGAGAGCGGCGCCGCGCCGUUUCCCUGCGAGUUAGACGCGUUGACGAAGCUCGCCAUCGAAGCUUGCGACAUGCUCGACGGUGUCCAGGACGGCGUCCUGCAGGAUCCCGGGUCCUGUACGUUCGACCCGUGGAAUGUCCUCGGGCACAUCGUCAACUGCAGCGAUGCGAGCGGCAACCACACCACCACGAUCAGCGAAACCGCAGUCCGCAUCGCAGACGGCGUGUGGAACGACAACCACCGCCCAUCGGGACUCACCUACCGCCAACACUCCGCAGGCUACGAAUCCAGCCUUCAAUUCGCAGGUCACACCUCCUGCACCAACGGCACGUGUUUCCCCGACCCUAACCCCCUAACGCUGAACUGGCUUCGCACGUUCGUCAUAAAGGAUCCAAAGUGGUCGCCCGCGAACCUCACGAUGCGGGAACUCGAGGUGCUUCGUAAGCAGAGCGUGGAUGAGUUCGCGGGGAUUAUAGGGAAUAAGUACGACUUGUCUGCCUUUGCGAAGAGGGGAGGGAAGAUGAUAACGUAUCAGGGGACUGCCGAUCCAGCAGUCCCCUAUAAAAACAGCAUUCUGUUCUACACCCGGGCGUCCGCUCUCUCCCCGCCGGAUGUCCCUAUUGAAAACUACUACCGCCUCUUCCUCGCUCCGGGACUGGGUCAUGGGGUUGGGGGAAAAGGUGCGUAUCCGCACGAGACGUUCCAUGCGCUGGUGGACUGGGUGGAGAAUGGGAAAGCGCCGGAGAGGUUGGAGGCGAGUAGUAUGGCUGAUGAAGAGGGGAAGGUGCUGGAGAGGGUGCUGUGUGCCUGGCCGUCGAGGAGUGUUUUUAAGGAUGGGAGUUGGGGGUGUGAGGGUGGUGAGAUGGAGUUAUAGAAGUUAAGGUCAAUACAUUGAUAUUUUGUUCUACGAC
This is a messenger RNA of Aaosphaeria arxii CBS 175.79, 1612 nucleotides long. Its product is annotated as putative feruloyl esterase. The record is from RefSeq and is a predicted model, not a curated record. The transcript has 2 exons. Bases 1 to 1575 code for a protein of 524 amino acids. NCBI's taxonomy places the organism in Eukaryota, Fungi, Ascomycota, Dothideomycetes, Pleosporales.